UUCUCAGUCGCUCAUCCCAAGUUGUAAUUCCCAAAAGAAAACUCAAUCCUCGCUGCCAACCAAAGUGGAAAAAACAGACCCUUCUUCCUCUCUGUAUAAACAUAAAAAUGGGUGACCCAAUUAGAAUGAGUCAAUGUCUCCUCCCUCCCUUUGCUGUUCCAUACUACCCUUUUUCCUAUCCACUGUCCACACCAACAAACCAAAUAAAGCUAAUAACCAUCUCCCAAAACCUCAAUCCAAAGAAAAAGAACAACAUGAGCCUCUCUUUGUUCUUCGUCUUUUCCCUCUUAACUUUUUUCUAUACUGCUUCAUCUUCCACUAUCUCCUUAGGCUCCUCCAUCUCCCCUUUAUCCACAAGCCAAUCAUGGCCCUCUUCCAAUUCCAAUUCCACUUUCACCCUUUCCUUCAUUUCCUCAGCUUCCUCCAACUCUUUCCUUGCUGCCAUCACUUAUGCAGGUGGAGUUCCUAUUUGGACAGCUGGCGCCGGCGCCACCGUUGACUCUGGUGGUUCCUUUCGUUUACUCUCAAACGGAGCCCUCCGUCUUACGAACGGCUCAGGCUCCGUCGUCUGGGACUCUGGCACGGCCAACCGGGGUGUUUCCUCUGCUUCCUUGGAAGACUCAGGGGAGCUUCGGCUACUGGGCAAUGACAGUGCUAAAGUUUGGUCUUCGUUUGAUCACCCAACGGAUACGAUCGUUCCGGGGCAGAAUUUCACCGUCGGCGGGGUUCUAAAAUCUGGACUUUAUUCCUUUUCUCUUCAAAGGUCAGGAAAUUUAACUUUGAGAUGGAAUGAUAGUAUUGUUUAUUGGAACCGAGGGUUGAAUUCUUCUUUUAAUGGUAAUUUAACUUCACCUACUUUAGGGUUGCAGUCUAUUGGGAUUUUGUCUAUCUUUGAUCCUAGUUUGAGUAGUGGGGUGGUAAUUAUGGCAUACAGUAGUGAUUAUGCUGAAGGAAGUGAUAUUUUGAGGUUUUUAAGGUUAGAUGAUGAUGGGAAUUUAAGGAUUUAUAGUUCUGCUAGAAGUAGUGGGACUACAACUACGAGAUGGUCAGCUGUAUUGGAUCAAUGUGAUGUUUUUGGUUACUGUGGGAAUAUGGGAAUUUGUAGUUAUAAUGAUUCCAAUCCGAUUUGUGGUUGUCCGUCCGAGAAUUUUGAGCUGGUUGAUGUGAAUGAUAGAAGGCAAGGGUGUAAGAGGAAAGUGGAGAUUGAGAAUUGUCCAGGGAGUGCUGCCAUGUUGCAAUUGGAUCAUGCCGAGUUUUUGACUUAUCAACCUGAGUUGUCUUCUCAGGUUUUCUUUGUUGGGAUAUCGGCUUGUAGAUUGAAUUGUCUUAUAAGUCCUUCUUGUGUUGCCUCCACUUCUUUGUCGGAUGGAACAGGACUUUGUUACUUGAAAACUACCGAGUUUGUUAGUGGGUAUCAAAGUCCAGCGCUUCCUAGCACUUCUUAUGUUAAGGUUUGUGGACCAGCAUUACCAAACCCAUCUCCCUUUGCAGAUAAUGCAAGGAAUAGUAAAGGUUGGAGGUUGCAUGCGUGGAUUGUAGUGGUUGUUAUUGCGGCUACCCUGUUGGUUUUGAUUGUAUUGGAAGGCAGUUUGUGGUGGUGGUGUUGUAGAAACAGUCCCAAAUUUGCGGGUCUAUCAGCUCAAUAUGCUCUUCUUGAGUAUGCAUCUGGUGCUCCUGUUCAAUUCUCAUAUAAGGAGCUUCAGCGUUCAACCAAGGGGUUCAAGGACAAGCUUGGAGCAGGAGGGUUCGGGGCUGUAUAUAAAGGAAUUCUUGCUAACAGAACGGUUGUGGCAGUUAAGCAACUAGAAGGUAUUGAGCAGGGUGAAAAACAGUUUAGAAUGGAGGUUGCUACCAUUAGUAGUACCCACCAUUUGAACUUGGUGAGAUUGAUAGGUUUUUGCUCUGAGGCUCGUCACAGGCUUUUGGUGUAUGAGUUCAUGAAAAAUGGAUCUCUAGAUAACUUCCUUUUUGCCACAGAAGAGCACUCAGGAAAGACGUUGAGCUGGGAAUAUCGUUUUAAUGUUGCUCUCGGAACUGCUAGGGGAAUUACAUACCUUCAUGAGGAGUGUCGGGACUGCAUUGUUCAUUGUGAUAUAAAGCCUGAGAACAUUCUUCUGGAUGAAAAUUACAAUGCCAAAGUGUCAGAUUUUGGCCUUGCAAAACUCAUAAACCCCAAAGACCAUAGGUACCGAACGUUGACAAGUGUUAGGGGUACAAGGGGUUAUUUGGCACCUGAAUGGCUUGCAAACCUUCCAAUAACUUCUAAAUCUGAUGUUUAUAGUUAUGGGAUGGUUUUGUUGGAGAUAGUGAGUGGAAGAAGGAAUUUUGAAGUUUCAGCUGACACAAAUAGGAAAAAGUUUUCUAUAUGGGCUUAUGAGGAGUUUGAGAGGGGUAAUGUGAAGGGAAUUGUUGAUGAAAGGCUUGUUGAUCAGGAUGUGGACAUGGAGCAAGUAACUAGGGCAAUUCAGGUUAGUUUCUGGUGCAUCCAGGAACAGCCUUCUCAGCGGCCAAUGAUGGGAAAAGUGGUUCAGAUGUUGGAAGGAAUCACAGAGAUUGAAAGACCGCCGGCACCAAAAGCUACCACUGAAGGUUCUAUUAGUGGAACCAGCAUAAAUGUUAGCAGUAACAUGAGCGCUUUCUCUACUUUUGCUGCUUCUGCGCCGGCUCCCUCAUCAUCUUCGUCAUUGCAAACAGCUGGGGUUUCUCCUUUAGCUUCAGGAAGGAAUAUAGAAAAGCAGUCAUCAUCCUUACUACAUUCUGACACGAAAUAAAACUCAUUUCAGUUUGUAAAGCUCCAUACUGAAAUAACUUUGGCUUGUGAUCUCUUGAUCCAGAUUUUAUGCAAACUAUGGGGUAAACCUUCAUUGUGUAUAAAUUAUGAGAGGUGAUAUUGAUAGUAUAUCUUGUAAAAAUUUGUUUACAGUUGUAACCAUAGCUUAUAAUUCAGUAAGGAGUGGUUAUUGCUGUCAUAGAGUCAUUGAUUCUACAUGUAUGGUUUUAGUUCAUUCAAAAACAUGUCAACAAUAAUGUUUGUAAGUGAUGUUUGCUAUACCUUCUUUUCUGUUACUCAUUAUUAUUGUAUGAAAUACAAUGUACAAGUGGUUAGCUUAAAAGCUUCAUGUGGUGCAAGAAUGGUUAUUAAAACAUAGACUAUAAUGAUCCUUCAAAAUAAGUAUUUUAGUGUGAGUUUUCUUUCAGUUCAUUUUGGCAGGCGAGCCUUGACCGUCAAUACCAUGAAACUAUGACUACUUACAAGAGUGAACAGUCCCAAAAUUUUGCCUAGGACAUCAUCUCUAAUUGCAUGCUGAGAUGGGCAAAAAGUUGUACUAUUGUAUAAUGCAUGCUCACAUAUAAGGAAUUUGAAGAUUGAACCCCUUUAAGCUCUAAUUGGAGUCAUUUUUCUGGGAAGGUAGGUCUUGCAACAUAAACAAAGAGGGAAGGAGUCAUUGUUUGUGUCAGAGAAUUAUGAACUACGACGGCAUCACUAAUUGAUAAUUUCUGACAAGGUUGCAACAGAUGCAAUACACUUGCCAUUGUUUUAACAGUUGCUUUACCAUGGCAAGAAAGUCAAAGUUGUGUCUGCUUUCCGGCCUUGCUUGCGGCAAUAAUCUCAAAUAUUUAGCCUUUGCUUUCCCUUUCAGGUUUG
Messenger RNA from Durio zibethinus, 3646 nucleotides. RefSeq names its product G-type lectin S-receptor-like serine/threonine-protein kinase At1g34300. The record is from RefSeq and is a predicted model, not a curated record. Lineage: Eukaryota; Viridiplantae; Streptophyta; Magnoliopsida; Malvales; Malvaceae. Gene Ontology annotation, molecular function: protein serine/threonine kinase activity; ATP binding. Gene Ontology annotation, biological process: protein phosphorylation; recognition of pollen.